AUGGGUUUGCACAACUGUUUCACGGCGGUCCGAGCCGCUCCGGGUCGCUGGCUUCGGCAGCGUACCCUCUGCAGGGGAUGGGAGCUUCAGGGCAGCCCCGGAAGGAGCUACACAGCCGGCCUCACGCAGACCUCUCCAACAUUUGGGUUCCUCUUUGACAUUGAUGGUGUGUUUAUCCGUGGCCACAAAGUGAUCCCUGCUGCUUUGGAAGCUGCCCGAAAGCUGGUUGACUCACAUGGGCAUUUCCGAAUGCCAGUUGUCUUUGUCACUAAUGCUGGAAAUUGUACACCACAUGUGAAAGCUCAGGAAUUGUCGGACCUCCUGGGUCUGCAGGUUGAUCCAGAACAAGUAAUACUUUCCAGCAGUCCCUUGAAGUUCUUCUCAAAGUUCCAUAAUAAGCGAAUGCUGCUAUCAGGGCAGGGGCCUAUGGUGGACAAUGCCCGGAACUUGGGCUUCCAGAAUGUGGUUACUAUUGAUGAGUUGAGAACGGCAUUUCCUGUACUUGACAUGGUUGAUCUUGAACGACGGCCAAAGACUAUGCCUCCCUUGACAUCUGACUUCCCCCCCAUAGAAGGGGUACUUCUCUUCGGAGAGCCAGUCCGCUGGGAGACAAAUCUCCAGCUCAUCAUGGACGUCCUUCUCAGCAAUGGGAGCCCUGGUACAGGGGUGGCAGUAGCCCCCUAUCCCCAUCUCCCUGUCCUCGCCAGCAACAUGGAUCUCCUUUGGAUGGCUGAAGCCAAGAUGCCCAGGUUUGGCCACGGCACCUUUCUUCUCUGCCUGGAGAACAUCUACCGAAAAGUGACAGGCAAGGAAUUGAAAUAUGCAGGCCUGAUGGGGAAGCCCACCAUCACUACCUACCAGUAUGCAGAAGUUCUGAUCAGGAAGCAGGCAGAGAGACGGGCCUGGGCCCCCAUCCGCAGACUCUACGCUAUUGGUGAUAAUCCCGUGAGUGAUAUCUAUGGUGCCAACCUGUAUAACCGUUACCUGCAGAAGCAUGGGAAGGGUCAAGUACAGGAAUCUUAUGAAAUCAUCGAGGAAAAGCAAGGACCACCGGCUGCAGAGAGAUGCGUGUCCAUCCUAGUACGUAGUGGGGUAUACAGUCCCUCUCGGGGACAGACAGACACUCCAUUCCAUGGACACAGAGACUUUGUCUUUGAUCCCAGCCUGUUAGAAGCCUCCCAUGUGGUGGACGACAUAGAUAAGGCACUACAACUGGUUUUCUGUGAGGAGGGCUGGGACCGAGUCUAGGAGCUGUGGAAGCUGAGAAAGGAUAAGAGAGGGGUGGCUAAGGGGAGGUAGAAAAUAGGUCCAGAGAUUGGUGAUUGUAGAUGGCUGGGGAGCCUGUGCAGGAUAACCAGGAUGUCACAGAUCAUUCUCAGGGCCCAGUUACCCAACAACCACUCCUCCCCCAUUUUGGACCACACGGAAAUAAUGAUGAGAUUGACUGCAAGGAAGAGACUUGACUUUUAGUCUUCUCAGGUGCAGGCCAUAGGAAAAUAGGUUAGGCAGCAUCCUUGGUGGGAAAGUCAGUAUUUCUAGCUCUGGUACUAAGUGACUAUAUGUUAUCAUGACUGAUCCCUUCACCUCUGUGCCUCAUUUUCAUCACAAAUUAAGUGAGACUAGAUGUCUCUACAAAAGAAGGAAGUGAAGAGAAAAGUGAUGGUUUGUAAAAGGACUUUUGCCUUCAUCAAAGGAUGCUGUUGCAUGUGUCUAAAGCAGAACUAACAUUCAGAGAAUGCUUUUUAGUAUAUUUUGAAUGGUGUCUAGGGGUCCUUGCACUGAUUUUUAAAAAUUGAAAAUACUGAAAUGAAAAUAAAUCUCCAUUAUACUAUCUAGUAAGAGAUUCUCUUUCUGGAUGAUGUAGCAAAAACUUAUUUGGGAGGAAGUUGUUAGGGAACUCAGGGGAAAGACUUUUGUGAUAUUUCCUCUCCAGAUAAUACUGUGACAAUUUUCCAAAGAAGAAUGUGUGUUUGUGUGUGCAAGCACUUGGGUGCAUAUGAACCUUUAUAUGACUUCUUUGCUCUCUUGCAAUGAUUAUUAUGUGUGAUUAAACCUGUCUGUGUUUUAAUGAAUUAUCAACAUUACUUUAUUUAGUGCCUAUUUGGAUCAUUUAUGCACUCCAGACAAGGGGCAUUUUCAGUUCAUUCCUUUCUAGUUAUCCUAAAAUAAAGACCCCUACCUGUAAUAGCUGUAGGCAUAAAAUAUAGAUAUUUUCCUUUUAGUAUUACCCUCCACAAAGGUAUAAUUUCUAAUUCGACUGGCUCAGAGGCUCAUAAAAUACAAUUUUCCCCUUAUUACUAGUCUUCCCUACAAAGGUAUAAGCCUUAAUUCUCUUUGAUGCAGAAAGUCUGAUCUCUCUAUUUACGAUUCAUCUUUAGGGCCCCAAAGUCCUUCCUUAAAUUGUUCCUUUAGACCUCACAUAUUUUCUUUUUCUUUUUUUUUAAAUUUAACUUUAUUUAUUUGUUGGUUGGUUACAUUAAAAUGCCUAAUUAACUUCCUCUUGUCCUUUCCCUCAUCAGAGAAGGCAUCAUUUGACAAAAAGAUAUAUGUGUGUGUAUAUAUAUUUUUUUUUGGGGGGGUAUAUAAAAUGAUU
This is a messenger RNA of Gracilinanus agilis (Agile Gracile Mouse Opossum), 2593 nucleotides long. It is a transcript of the gene HDHD5, whose product is annotated as haloacid dehalogenase like hydrolase domain containing 5. Bases 1 to 1248 code for a protein of 415 amino acids. Lineage: Eukaryota; Metazoa; Chordata; Mammalia; Didelphimorphia; Didelphidae. The transcript has 8 exons. Gene Ontology annotation, cellular component: mitochondrion. Gene Ontology annotation, biological process: glycerophospholipid biosynthetic process. The record is from RefSeq and is a predicted model, not a curated record.